CCAAUUUGUGGAUCUAAUAUUGUCUUGUUUGUCUGGUGACUUAGAGGAGACAAUCUGUGAAGUAAACCAAUCACUUCGCUGAAGGCUGGAUUUGGUAAUUUUGUUUUUUAACAAGAGCACUUAUAGAGGACUUCCAUCCUUAACACUUUUUGACUUGAUUGAAGGUUCUCAUGCUCAGGUGGACCUGAGAGAAGUGGGAUCGAGGUGGCCGGACAAGCAGCAGUAUCAGCAGGGAGGUCUGUGGUGGGGUGGCGCUGGAUGUAUUUGACAGCUUCAUGGGCCUGAAGGACCAUCUAGAUGAUGGAACAGGCCACAUCCUUGACCUCGGGAUCGAUCUGGACUACCUGCAGGUGAAGGCUACUGCCAGAGACCGGCCACCCUCCGAAGCGGAUGCCCAUACCAAAAUGGAGCCUGGCCCGUCGGAAGAGGCCGAGGGCAGGCUACCAGCCGGAACGAGCCUGGGCAGCAGUAGCGGCAUUGGAUCCACACCCGCCGACUCCGAGGAGAGCACCGACAGCGAGGCAGAGCAGAUCAACCUCCCGCCCCGCUCUGCCCAUCCCCAACUCUGCCGCUCACCGUGUCUGGACCUGGAGUCUGCCUCACCUCCGGGCACUUCCGUCUCUGAAGACGCCGACUCCGUGGGAAGCCUGCGCGCCUACCAGAACAAGAUGGAAUUUGCAUUGAAGCUCGGCUACCAGGAGGACCUCAUUCGGCUGGUGCUCAGCAAAUUAGGGCCUGAGGCUCUGAUUAACGACAUUCUCGGUGAGCUCGUAAAGCUGGGGAGCAAGCCAGAAAGCGAGCAGGGCGGUGGAUCGGCAGCGUCUCAGUCCAGGUCUUCAUCGAUGGCACCCUCAUCCUCCUCCUGCUCGUCCUCAGGAUCCACCACCUCUUCAUCAGGCUGUGGGUUCUCCGACUCCACUGAGUCCCGUCAGUCGGAUUCUCCCUCACAGAUGGACUCUCUGGAUGACAAGGACAACCUGAGGCCCAUUGUGGUUGACGGCAGCAAUGUUGCCAUGAGCCAUGGCAACAAGGAGGUCUUCUCAUGCCAAGGCAUCCAGCUUGCAGUUGACUGGUUCCUGGAGCGAGGACACCGUGACAUCACUGUGUUUGUCCCAGCUUGGAGGAAGGAGCAGUCGCGGCCUGAUGCUCUCAUCACAGACCAAGAGUUUCUCCGCCGGCUGGAGAAGGACAAGAUCCUUGUGUUCACGCCCUCACGACGGGUGCAAGGUCGUAGGGUGGUCUGCUACGAUGACCGCUUCAUUGUCAAGCUAGCCUACGAGUCCGACGGCAUCAUAGUCUCCAACGACAACUACCGGGACUUAGCCAAUGAGAAGCCAGAGUGGAAGAAGUUCAUCGAUGAGCGGCUGCUAAUGUAUUCAUUCGUCAAUGACAAAUUCAUGCCUCCUGAUGACCCUUUGGGUCGACAUGGCCCAAGUUUGGAGAACUUUCUGCGAAAGCGACCAAUCAUUCCAGAACACAAGAAGCAGCCCUGCCCUUACGGGAAGAAGUGCACGUACGGGCACAAGUGUAAGUUUUAUCACCCAGAGCGUGGCACCCAGCCCCAGCGCUCGGUGGCAGACGAGCUCCGCGCCAGCGCCAAGAGCUGCUCGGCCAAGGUGCCCGUGGAGUCAGGCCUGGUGAAGAGCCACAGCAUGCCGGGCAGCCAGCGGCCCGCCGAGGCCAAGCGAGCGCAGGCCAAGCGCCAGUCCGACCCCAGCGUCCGCACGCUGUCCUACAGCGACGUGGAGGAGAGGCUGACCAGCCGCUCGCCGAAACUCGACCCGUCCCACGGCAAAGGGAGCGCCACCAUGCUGCCCGCUCCCGGCGGGCCACCCAUGGGCCACGGGCACGGGCACGGACACGGGCAGGACCCGACCCGGGAGUACCCCCACCCGUCGGGGAAGCCUCACUCGGGCGGCAUGCUGGCGUCCCAGUACCCUAUGUGCGAGUCCCCGGACCUGAGCUACUGCUCGCUGGUGCGCGCCUACUCGGGCCUGAGGAUCGCCGUGCCCCCGCGCAGCCCCGAGCGCCGCAUGCUGCCCGACGCGCUCCUGUCGGACUGCAGCAGCGAGGGCAGCGCCAGCUGCGGCAGCAGCAGCACGGACUCGUACGGCGGCGUGCUGGGCCCCGCGGGCGAGCGCUCGUGCAUGAGCUCGCCUGACCUGCUGUCGGACGACGCCGCCGCCCCCCUGCGCUGCCCACACCACCACCUCGGCCAGCAGCAGCAGCAGCAGCAGCCACCACCGCACCACCACCACCACCACCACCACCACCGGGGCAGUGCCCAGUACCCGCCCCCUCUGCCGCCGCCUCAGACGCCCCCUCAGCACCACCUGCAUCAGGGCCACGUGCUCGCGCCCGUCCCGGUGCCAGGCUACCACCACCACCACCACCACCAUCACCAGCAGCAGCAGCAGCAGGUGCCCGCGCCACAGAGCCUGACGCCACGCGGGUACAGCUUCAGCCUGGACGAGCCUCCCGACUCGCCCCUCUUCACCAAGCACUCGCGACCCUACCUGUCGCCGCAGCUCCAGCACCAAACCGUGGCCGCCCGCUCCAGCUGCCCUGGGGACUGUCCGCCCCUGUCGGGCGGCUCGCACCCCCAGAGCUCGCCCCUGGGCCGGGGACUGGCCUCCACGCGGGCCGACAGCGUUUCGGACUCCCGCCUGUACGAGAGCUCACCCCUGCUGCCCCGCAAGGCCCUCUACAUGGGCCAGGAGCGUCUGGGCGGGUGGGACCCCUACUACCUGCAGCCGCCCCCGCCUCAGGCCCCUCCUCAGCCCUGCUACGAGCCCUUCACCUUCCAGGGCCUCCAGGAGAGCCGCGAGCAGGCCUGGAGGGCACCGUGGGGGCGAGGCCCCAGCCAGCCUCCUCCUCCUCACCCCAGCCACUCCCCCCAGCCUCAGCCUAUGGGCUCCCUCAACCCUCCCGAGCCUCCCCCCAUCAGUCGGCACCAGGAAGUGCGGCAGAAGGUGUUCAAGAACCUGUGCAACAUCUUCCCCACGGAGCUGGUGCGCAUGGUGAUGGGGCGCUACCCUCAUGUCACAGACGCCCAGCAGCUGGCAGCGGCCAUUUUGGCAGAGAAGAGCCAGCCUGGAGCGUACUGAGCCACCCCC
Sardina pilchardus (European sardine) is the source of this 3116-nucleotide messenger RNA. RefSeq names its product probable ribonuclease ZC3H12C. Gene Ontology annotation, molecular function: metal ion binding; RNA endonuclease activity; mRNA binding. Bases 276 to 3107 code for a protein of 943 amino acids. Lineage: Eukaryota; Metazoa; Chordata; Actinopteri; Clupeiformes; Clupeidae. The transcript has 6 exons. The record is from RefSeq and is a predicted model, not a curated record. Gene Ontology annotation, cellular component: nucleus; cytoplasmic ribonucleoprotein granule.